AUGGCUUCCGACGAGGAGAAAAACUCCCAAAAUUUCGUCAGCAAUGGCAACUCGACCGAUAAGUACCUGGCCGACAACGGCGAUGUGGCUGCCGGGCAUACUAUGGAUAAUGCCGAUGGCUUGCAUCGUCUUCUCAACAACCGACAGAUCCAGCUCGUCGCCAUUGGUGGCUCUAUCGGUACAGCGCUUUUCGUGAGUAUCGGUGGUGGUCUUGCCAAAGGUGGUCCUCUCGGUCUGUUUCUCGCCUAUACAAUCUACUCCGGUGUCCUCGCAUGUGUGAACAAUGGUGUCGCAGAGAUGAGCACCUAUAUGCCCAUUUCUGGUGGCUUCAUCCGUCUUGCUGGUCACUGGUGCGACGAUGCUCUUGGUUUUAUGGCCGGAUGGAACUUCUUCCUCUACGAAGGUCUCCUCAUCCCAUUCGAAAUUACUGCUAUCAAUCUUGUCCUUUCCUAUUGGAGCCCCAAGAUUACGGAACCUGGUCCUACAGCCGGCAUAUGUAUUGGUGUCAUCAUAUUAUACGCUCUCUUAAAUAUCCUGGCUGUCAAAGCCUACGGUGAAGCCGAAUUUUGGCUGUCGGGCGGCAAGGUCAUCCUGAUCCUCAUCCUCUUCAGUUUCACCUUCAUCACGAUGGUUGGUGGUAACCCCCAGGGAGAUGCGUAUGGGUUCCGAUAUUGGUCAAACCCCGGUGCUUUCUCCGACGUCUACGGCACACACGACCUCGGUCGCUUCGAAGGCUUCCUCGCUGCCCUCUGGAGUGCCGGCUUCACUAUUGUUGGUCCCGAAUACAUCUCCAUGGUGGCUGCUGAGGCCAAGCGACCUAGUGUUUACAUCAAGGCUGCUUUCAAGACCGUUUACUAUCGAUUCUGCUUCUUCUUUAUCACUGGAUCCCUUGCUGUUGGUAUUGUGGUCCCCUACAACUACCCUCAGCUUGUGAACAUCUUCGUCGAUGGCACCGAGGGGGGCGGCACUGCUGCUGCCUCGCCCUACGUUAUGGCUAUGAACAUCUUGGGCGUUAGCGUCCUCCCCGAUAUCGUCAACGCUCUCCUGCUUACCUCGAUCUUCUCGGCUGGUAACACCUACACUUACUGUGCCACACGAUCGCUCUAUGGCCUCGCUCUUGAGGGUCGUGCCCCGCGAUUCCUUCGAAAGACUACCGCUUCUGGUGUUCCAAUUUGGUGUUUCUGCAUAGUCAUGUUGUUCCCCAUGCUCUCGUUCCUCCAGUGCGGUAGUGGUUCAGCCAAGGUGCUCAACUGGCUCAUUGCCCUCAUGACAGCUGGCGGUCUCAUCAACUACCUCGUUAUGGGAAUUACCUUCCUCUGCUUUUACCGAGCUUGCAAUGCCCAGGGAGUCGAUCGAUCCAAGAUGCCCUACUAUGGUCGUUUCCAGCCGUGGUGCGCUAUCUUUGGCCUUGUCUUCCAAUUUUGCGUUGUCAUGUGCUACGGUUACAAGUCCUUCCAGCCCUGGAACACAGAGCUGUUCUUCCAGAACUACACUAUGCAGUUCGUUGCUCCCGCAUUGUUCGUCUUUUGGAAAGUUUACAAGAAGACUCGCUGGCUCCGCCCUCAUGAGGUCGACCUCACUUGGGAGCGCCCAAUUAUUGAUGCUUACGAGAACUCAAUUACAACACCCCCUACAGGAUUUUGGCAGGAGAUUGGGCAGCUUGUUGGCAUCAAGCCCAAGACUUACACGGACGAGUAG
Fusarium sp. VM40 is the source of this 1698-nucleotide messenger RNA. Lineage: Eukaryota; Fungi; Ascomycota; Sordariomycetes; Hypocreales; Nectriaceae. The record is from the annotation of a GenBank genome assembly.